AUGCUUCAAGCUAUCCAGAUUCCAUUCGCUACACCGGGUGUCGAUUUCUCGAUUGGUCCAGACGGUUUUCCGGCAUUCCGCCUGGAUCCGGAAGCUGACAUCAAGGCCCCGUACAGACUGCAUUUACCUCCCAGCCUCUUCCGGAACUUCGCCAUUGGCGUCACUCUCAAGCCAAACACGCCACAUGGUGGAUAUAUCUUUGCAGUGGUUAAUCCAACUGAGACUGUGGUGCAGCUGGGACUGAAGUUAUCAGCGUCUGACGAGUCCACUGCUAACUUAACCCUGUACUAUACAGAUGUGGACAUGCAUCUCACAUCCCAGGCGAUUGUGACCUUCGUCGUGCCCGAUUUUGUCGGGCUGUGGACGAGGCUAGCCAUAAGAGUUAAGGAAAAUAACAUUUCGCUGUACUAUAACUGUGAGGAGUUUUCUACAACCAUGAUUCGAAGAAUUCCUAAAAGCCUGGUAUUCGAUACCGCAUCAACCCUCUACAUUGGCCAAGGGGGUACCAUUUUGAAUGCUCAUUAUCAGGGUGGAUUGCAAGAACUGAAAAUUUACAACAAACCCCGUGUGGCUGAGAUUUACUGUGAUGCGGCAUUCCAACUAUUGUGA
Uloborus diversus is the source of this 609-nucleotide messenger RNA. RefSeq names its product collagen alpha-1(XV) chain-like. Bases 1 to 609 code for a protein of 202 amino acids. The transcript is spliced from 5 exons. The record is from RefSeq and is a predicted model, not a curated record. Lineage: Eukaryota; Metazoa; Arthropoda; Arachnida; Araneae; Uloboridae.